GUUCGUUCUUUUUUAUUUUAUUUCUUUUUAUUCUUUAAAUUUCACAUGUCACUGCUGGCCGUCCGCCGCACCAUGACGUUGGGAAGCUCAUUCGCCAGCUCACGUCGCAUCUGAGAUUUCGUUGUCUCGCUGCUCCUUUCCCAACGGACCAGGAAACUCGGUGCUGGGAGAACCACGGCGACUACAGAGUUGCGUGACACGAGAGCAGCCAUUGCCGAGUCUCACUCUAUUUUCCAUUCUCCAGCUUUCCCCUCCUCUCUGGUCUGUCUGUUCUUCUCAACGUCCUUGCGUCGAUCCGCCCUAGAUACGCCAAGGUCCAUCUAAACAAAAACACCACGACCGUUGCGAUCCGGAGCCUCAUGUCGCGGUGAUUAUUCCGCCUCUACCUUGCCCCUCCGCCCUCCCCGUCAGCUUGGACUUAUACGACCAUUUCAUCCCACCGUCACACCUCUCACGACAUCUCCCACAAUGGAGAAGUUCAGCCAGUUCCGCGACAAAGGAUCGGGCAUCUCGCCCUUCAUCCCCGUCAAGACAGCCCUCUCCCCCCUCUCCUCAAUCUUCCACACCUUCCUCUUCUUCAUCCGCCUCCCCCUCUUCCUAACCUACGCGGCAACCUACUUCCUCUUCCUCCAGCACCUAUGCCCCUUCCUCCCAGUCGCCGUCCGCAAAGUCCUCCUCUGGGGCAUGAUGGGCAUCCCCGGCAUCUGGUGGGUCGACCUCCAGCUCGACGGCGUCCGCCGCGGCACUCUCGCCGACCAACCCCCGCAGCGCUUCCCCCACCCCGGGUCCGUCAUCGCCGCAAACUUCACGUCCCCCAUCGACGCCGUCUACCUCGCCGCCAUCUUUGACCCGAUCUUCACCAUAUCCUACCCAAACACCAGAUCGGUAGAGCAAAUCUCCCUCCUCCGCGCCGUCUUCUACGCCCUCUCCCCCGUCCGCUUCGCGCCACCGCCAGCAACCCGAAAGCUCACCGACCUCGCCGCCCUCGUCGCCCGCUACCCGGACCGCGUCGUCGCCGUCUUCCCCGAAGGAGGCACCACCAACGGCAAGGGCGUCCUCCCCUUCACGCCCUCCCUCCUCGCCGUCAGCCCGGAAGUCCACAUCUUCCCCGUCAGCAUCCGCUACACCCCCGCCGACGUAACCACCCCGAUCCCGGGCCGCUGGACCAAGUUCCUCUGGGACCUGCUCUCCCGCCCGACGACCUGCAUCCGCGUCCGCGUCGCCGAGAGCAUCCUCAACUCCUCCGCCGCCCGGACCAACGGCGUCUCGUCCUCCGCUGCUUCUGGGGAGAACACCGCGCAACGACGGAUUGGGGCCGGAGGCGGCGAUGCGCCGGCGCUCUCGAUCGAGGAACAACGCGUGCUGGAUAAAGUCGGGGAGGCGCUGGCCAGACUGUGUCGGAAUAAGCGCGUCGGGUUGACGUUGCGGGAUAAAUCCGCCUUUAUCGAGGCGUGGAACGGGCGCAAGUGAGCAAGCGACCCCGAAGCCUCCGACUACUACCCAAUAAAAGCGCAGAAGGGGAAUCGAACGGUAGUUUGGCAAGUUGGCGGCCGUCGUACUUUUUACGUUGUUCGUUUUGCCCGCGAGGUAUAUGUGUUAUUGCAUAGCUAGGAGCUUCGGAGGCGCUUCUCGUGCCAAUGCUUUCCAGGAAUCGUUCGGAGGGGCAAGAAGCAAGGGAAGAACGAAAAAAGCAGUACAGGCGAGCUUCCGUUAACGGGAGCCGUCAUGUACACGUGUAAAUGUAAUCCAGGUGUGGACGUUUUGUAGUGUGUUUUACGUAUACCACGAGUAUUGACAUUCACGUUCAAC
Messenger RNA from Colletotrichum scovillei, 1809 nucleotides. Its product is annotated as acyltransferase. NCBI's taxonomy places the organism in Eukaryota, Fungi, Ascomycota, Sordariomycetes, Glomerellales, Glomerellaceae. Gene Ontology annotation, molecular function: acyltransferase activity. The record is from RefSeq and is a predicted model, not a curated record. The coding region runs from base 469 to 1470 and encodes 333 amino acids. The transcript is spliced from 2 exons.